UUUGAGCUGCUUCUUAUGAUUAUUGAGUAUUAGCUAUAUGGGAUUUAUGGGUCUUAUUGCCCUUGUCAAGUUGAUGCAUAGAUUGAAAACUUGGAGGGCUUUUUAUGUUUAGGAGGAUUCAACUUGUCUUUGCAUUUUCAAGAAUUUGUUAACUGAGGGUCAAGACAGUUAAGCUUUUCAGUUUUCCCUUUGUGAUGUUGGGUUUGAUUAGGGUUUAUCUAAAUAUCUGGUAGAGCAACCUCAGAAUAUUUGGAGAGAAUUAUGGUUCAGACAUUAGAGUCCAUAAGGGGUGGUGGAGGUUCGAUUAAAGUUGGAACAACUGGUACGAUCAGUGCCCUCAUGUCAAGAGAAUUAGAUUCAAAACCAUCUGCUUCUACGACAUCUGUAUCACGUAGGUAUAGGUCUCCUACUGUUUGUUCAUUUGCUGCUGGUGAUGCAACCAGUCCUAAAAGAACAAAGCCAAGAACAUCAAUCGAUAAAGCUAGCUGCAGCUGGGCAUCUGAAGAUAAUAAAAAUGACUCCGAGAUAGUCAGGAAGGUGAAGCACUACAACUGUAGAACUCCUCAAAUUCCAAUACUAGAAUCAGAAAACAUUUCAGUAGAUGGAACUCGUAUUAGGAAGAAACCUGAUAGAAAGGGACUGGCGUUAGUGGAAAUCGUGGACAUAAAAUGUGGUAGUUCGGGAAAAACACAUGCAAACCUUAUGAAGAAUAGUCUGAAGAAGAAUAGCUUCUCAAAACUUUCUGAGAGCCCUGUCUAGGCAUGUGAACCUUGUAAGUAGAUCAAGAAAUUGCUUUUGGGCGGAUCACAUUCUUGCAACUUCCACCACAGAACAGAUGCUGGUUAUGAGCUUACUGCUCCCAUUCUUUAUUUGUUUUAUGACCAACGAAACAAUCCAAGCUUUUGUCUCGAGUAACUGCUAGGUGAAGGCCUAUCUGCAAGUUGCCAAAGGUUGCUACACAGAUAAUCUUGAUGGUCAAUUUUCCAGCUCACUAAAGUUAAUAAUUUCUUGCAAGACGAGGUAUCCAAUUGUGCCUCUGUUGCCUAUUCAACUGUAGAAAUUCUUGCAGUCAUCUUCUUAGCAACAGUAAAUCGUAAGCUGUUAUGUCCUGUGUAAUGUUUGAAGAGAUGUCGUCCUGCCUGACAUGAGAAUUGGUCAGUUAGGUUCAAAUUCAAAGUGCUUUUACGCGAAUUCUUUACCAUAUCUUCUCAAUGUAAUCAACUGGAAAGUAAUGUAAUGGAAAAUUGAGCUGCCUGGCAAUCACCUUAUUCAUGUGUUGUUCAUAAAGUUGCUCAACUUUUAACUGCAUCUGCAUUCAGUUAACUUCAUUUCAACA
This is a messenger RNA of Solanum stenotomum, 1336 nucleotides long. RefSeq lists its product as uncharacterized. Lineage: Eukaryota; Viridiplantae; Streptophyta; Magnoliopsida; Solanales; Solanaceae. The transcript is spliced from 2 exons. The record is from RefSeq and is a predicted model, not a curated record. The coding region runs from base 262 to 759 and encodes 165 amino acids.